This is a messenger RNA of Nicrophorus vespilloides, 1022 nucleotides long. Its product is annotated as shematrin-like protein 2. The transcript is spliced from 4 exons. The record is from RefSeq and is a predicted model, not a curated record. The coding region runs from base 280 to 1008 and encodes 242 amino acids. Lineage: Eukaryota; Metazoa; Arthropoda; Insecta; Coleoptera; Silphidae.
CGCAAUGUACGCGGGGAUUGUUCUGGAUUAUCCAGGCAUAUCGCAUUCGAAGUUCUCGGUCCAAAAAGUCCGUAUGACAAUGGAAGAGAAAAGUGUCUGCAGUUAUGCCAUAAGUGUGUAUGUGUAUCUCUAGAACCACCACCACAACCACCUCUAAUCUUUGCACAUCCAGGACAGAUAUAAAUCCAGCACAUAAUGUCUUUUGCACCAGUAUACAACCUGUAUUCUCAACACGUACCUCAAAUUUGAGUUUUGGAAACGUUUUGAUUGAUAACAAAUAUGGUGCAAGUGAAAUUGUUUCUGUUGAUUUUCUUCAUGGGUGGAUACUGUGCCAAAUCUAUAUCGAAUUCUGAACCAUCAAAUAUACAUAACGCAAUCAGCGAGGAGGAACGCCGCGGCGCACCGGAAAACGUCGAAAACAAUAAAAACGAAGGUGGAAAAAUUACCCGUGGCUUGCAUUCGACAAGCGCAACGCACAAGCAUCCUCAAUAUUAUUAUCCUUCAGGAUACGAUUCGCAUGGUUCGACGGGGAGCGGAUUCAGCAGCGGUGCGACCCAUGGAUACAGCUCAGGGACUACAGGAUAUACGGGAUACGGUGGUAACAGAGAUCAGGGCUACAGUGGAUACGACAAAGGCGGUUUUGGAAGUUACAUAAGCGCCGGAGGGAAUAUCGGAAUCUCUGGAAACCAUGGGAUUUCUGGCGGAGGUCACGGCAGUUCUGUUGGAAGUCACGGAAUCGGCCACGGGGUCACGGGUCACGGACAAAGUUACGGAGGCUUCGGACUUGGCCAUCAAGGAGGAUUCAAUGGAGCGCUCGCUCUGAAAGGCUUACUAAUUCCUCUGGCUGGGAUCGCAUUGCUUGGAGCUGCCGCUGCGUUGACCACGAACCCGGUGCUUCUGCAGUUGGGAGUCGUGAAUGGUAAACGACGAAGAAGAUCGAUAGACACUUCACUCAACCACCAACAGUUCUACCCGGCCAAUCCCUUCGUAAAACCACUGAAUAAUUAAACCGCAAAACCAGA